AUGCUCAGCCAGUGCAUAACGACCUUCAAAAAACGAACAAAACGACUGGCUGCUGCCUUCUCUCAGCUUUUCUAUGAAAUACCUAAACGCAACAUGAACAAAAGCAGCAGCAGCAGCAGCAGCAGCAGCAGCAGUAGUGGUAGUAGCAGUAGCAGCAGCAGCAGCAGUAGUAGUGGUAGUAGUAGCAGCAGCAGCAGCAGCAGCAGUAGUGGUAGUAGGAGUAGCAGCAGCAGCAGUAGUAGUAGCAGCAGCAGCAGUAGCAGCAGCAACAAGGGGGAUUAA
Messenger RNA from Eimeria acervulina, 282 nucleotides. RefSeq lists its product as hypothetical. The transcript has a single exon. Bases 1 to 282 code for a protein of 93 amino acids. The record is from RefSeq and is a predicted model, not a curated record. NCBI's taxonomy places the organism in Eukaryota, Apicomplexa, Conoidasida, Eucoccidiorida, Eimeriidae.